Cladophialophora immunda is the source of this 5787-nucleotide messenger RNA. RefSeq lists its product as uncharacterized. Bases 441 to 5207 code for a protein of 1588 amino acids. Gene Ontology annotation, cellular component: cell cortex; mitochondrion. The record is from RefSeq and is a predicted model, not a curated record. Gene Ontology annotation, molecular function: phospholipid binding; tubulin binding. The transcript has 2 exons. Lineage: Eukaryota; Fungi; Ascomycota; Eurotiomycetes; Chaetothyriales; Herpotrichiellaceae. Gene Ontology annotation, biological process: maintenance of protein location in cell cortex; microtubule cytoskeleton organization; dynein-driven meiotic oscillatory nuclear movement.
UCAUCAUCGCCCACCAGCACUAUCCUUACGCUCGCUACCAUCAUAUUAUUGUUUGUUUGGCCUGGAUGGCUUCCACGUGUCACUGCCUGGGUGAGCACUGAGAACAGGUUUUUGUGAAGCUCCACUUGUUGGUCUUCCAGAGCGAAAACGCGUCAAUAGCGCCUGGCCAAUCACCGCAACUCGCCCUGACCGAGUCCGCAUUUUCUGUGUUGACAAGCCGACAAAAACACUGGGCUCGCACUCGUCACCGUCACCGCGAGGACCCCUCUGUCUCUGAUUGUGAAUCAAGCCGCGAUUGCAUUGUCCCCUCGUUCCCAGCACCAGGUCGCCCAACUAUUGUCCCCCGUGCCUGGAUGUGACCGACGUCAACUGCACAAAUGCACUGCCAAUAAUCGACACUCGCGUUGUCCUUGUCUCACCCCGUUUCACCUUUGCCUGCCAUGGCCACUGCGGACGUAGUGCCUGGCGACGACUCUCUCAACUAUGGUCUACACACGUCAAUGGACGACUCCGCAGAUCCUUUUGUCGACGAUGGCCAGUCCCGUCAGUCAUUCCACGGCCACCGCUACUCCAGCCUGGUCGACCCCGAGUCCAUAGCGAUGGGCGCAAGCUUGUCCCCUUCUCAGGUCAAACGGAGCCUCAUGGCGCACCUUGCUGAAACCGAGCGACGCUUGCAUGACGCGCAGAAGCUGGGCGAGUCUCUCUUGAUGCAGCAGUCAGAACUCAAUGACAAGCUGCGCGAAGUGGAAGAACAGCAAGGCGAGGCGGAGAUUACACCCGAGUUGCGGCAAAGACUGGCUGAUCUAGAAAAGGAACAUAAUGACGUGGGCAAAGAGAUUGCGCGGGCACUGCUGGGCCCGAAAUCCAGAGCUGUCAGCGCAGAAGAGAAGCCCGGCAUGGAGCAGGCCAUCUACUCGAGCCAGGCGACAGCAUCUCCUUCAAAAGUUAUGGCCCCUAGCCGGCGCCAGCGCAAUCAGCCGAGCAAUCGGGGCGAUGACUUGCAGUUUGCGGCCGAUAUCAGCACCUCUCUCCUCGCCCAGGUUCGACAACUACAAAGUGCCGUGGCGGAACGAGAUGAGCUGUUGAAGGAGGUCAAGUCCGAACGUGACCGUCUGGAGAAAGAUGCUGCUCUUUUCUCGCAGCGUCUGCGAGCCUUGGACGAGAGCGAACAAAAGUACAAGGACGAGAACUGGAAUCUCGAGACCCAAACCCACGAGUUGCUCGCAGCUGCCCGUGAAGCUGCCGACCGCGAAAAGCGGCUCACUGCAAGUUUAGCCGCCACAACCGCCGAGAAAAGCCGGAUACAAAGUGAAAUGGAUGAAGUGAGAGCCGCCCAUGAAAAGUUAACCACUGAUCAUGCCACUGCCAAAAAAGCUCAUGAUUCCGAGCUGCAUACUCUGAAACGCACAAUAGAUUUGGGCGACAGCGAGAGGUCAUCGUUACAGCACAAGAUUGACGAGUUGACGGCACAAAACCAGGAGCUCGCCCGAGCUGUUGCUGCUCGCCUGCGCGGCGCUCAACCGGAUGCGGCUCCUGCGAAUCAAGAGCAUGAAGAGGACCUGAGGGACCUUGAAGCUCUAGAACAUUCACCACCUCCAUCCCCUACUAAGGCUACUCCAAGGCCAGGAGCUUUGGAAUCGGAAACAUUACGUAGCUCUCUACACCACGCCCAUCGGAUGAUCCAAAAUCUCAAGAACAACAUCCAUCGUGAAAAGACUGAAAAGAUUGAACUCAAACGCAUGCUUCAAGAUGCCCGAGAUGAGCUUGAGCAACGACGGGGAGACGGUUCUUUGGGUAGUGCAAGCAAACGCCAAAAGACCAAACCUGACCCUUUCAAGAAACCAGCCCGUCCUGAUAUGCUGGGCGGCAGCCGAAGGGCGCGGACCGAUGUGGAACUCGAGGACGAUGACUGGGAAGAUCAUGCGGUCGAAACGCCAAGUCGUCCCGUCAGUCAGAAACACUUGGCCGUGCCGUCUGCCGGUGAAGGCAUUACUGAUGCAAGCGAUGCAUACCAAACGGCGAACGAGACAGAAGGCAAUUUUGAAACAGCAGAUGAGAGACAUGCGACGGAGAGUGAGGAUUUCCAAACGGGUGCGGAAAGUCUGGCCGGCGACAGUACAGACGACCUCACCGAGACAGAAGAUACAGCCUCGCAUAGUCGAGGGGCAGGUUCUUCUCGUCGUCCAAGACCCAGUCUCACGUUCAAGCCUGCCGGAGAUCGUCAGUCAUUCAUUAGCACCGCUUCCACCUCUGCUGGAGAAGAGGAAGAAGCGCUCAAAACGCCGGUGGUGACACAAACUCACAAAUUCCGACUUAGAAAUGGACGGCAAUCAUUCGCUCGCCAAUCCAGAGUUCCAACCGACAGCACACCGACUAAUCUGUACUCGGACACUCUGUCUCAAGACUCUCCCGCAACGGUCACCAGUGACCGUAGCCCACCCGCUGCUGAGCAGAGUCUGUUUGCAGAGUUAGGUGGGCUCGACGAGACAGCGAGUUUUGGAACUCCUGGGAGAGCCAGCUUAGCCUCCGUCGCAUCUACACCGGGCAUCCCUGUUUAUACGCCAAUUAGACAGCUUACACAGCAAGAGACACCAAAAAGCGCUGUCAGGGCUGCUAUGGUCGAUGCUGCAACGAUGACUGAUUCAUGGGAGCCAGAACGAGAUCUACCUGACCAGAGUGGCCGUGCAGAAGAGCCUGUUGAGGAGACACCUUCUCCCUCGAGCGAGAGGGCGCAUUCGCCAUUGCCCUCUGACUUCCCAUUGCCUCCGACAGUGCCAACCUCACCAGUCAAGCAUAUCGACCACAGCACGCAGUACACUCCGCAGAGAGGAUUACAAGAAAGUCCGAUUAGGAACACUGCGUUCAUCACGCCUCCGAAAACUGUCUGGGAUGAGGCCCAGAGUCCAGAAAUGAUUCACUCCGAGGUCGAUGCUGCGACUCAGCCGCGGACACCCACAAGGUUCGAAUUCUCAGGUCUGGUAAUGCAUGAUACCACGCCAGUGUCUCCAGAAACCCCUCAGCCGACGCAAGCCGAGCCAUACACCUUCUCUGCCAUUCAGUCUCAAACAACUGAGCCCGUGCAGUCUCCCGCUAAACCGACCUUCAAUGGCGUCUCGGCUUCAACGCAAGCUGAUGAUCUUCCAGACCGUCCACGAACGGCAGAACGCGUCGUUGGAACGGGGCUUCUCGCAUCUGCUGCAGCUGCUUUGGGCUUUGCGAAAUCCAAGGAGACGCAAGUUCCCACAAUAGCAGAGGAUGAGACGAGUGAGCCAGAGAGAACGGUCAAAGAGCCUCUUGCUGAGGAAGGUGCUCCUUUGAAAGAUGUGUCCGGCAACAGGGGUCAACCCCAGGGGACAUUGGGAUCAGAAAUGAAAAAAACGGCGCAGGAAGAACGACCGCCCCCCACCUCCAAUCAUGACCGUGGCUCUCAAACGCUUCUUACAGCUGAAGAGAUCGACGAGGCUCUUCGCCCUAAGACUGCAGUCCCCAUAACACUUCCACCAAACGGCGAGUCCGCACAGAAUGUCACCAGUCCCCUCAGCCCGUUGACUCCAACGGAGGGAGCUUUGAUGAGUGAUGCGAAUGCACCUCUCACGAUCAAAUCAGGCCCAGAGUUCACUGCCACGGCGCCAGUUUCAGCCCCAUCUCCCAUCAAGCGACCGUCUAGCGCGUCAAGUCAGCGAGUAUCCAGCGCAGCAUCACAUCCGCCUCUCCCAGCUGAUCAUAAGGAAGUGAUCGCUAAGGCCAGCAGCCGGGUAGCAUCGCCCACCAAAGAACUCGGCGGUUCAGGUCAGACAUCAACGGUUAUGGGCCCACCAGCUUUCCCCGCCUCUGCAAUGCGUCGGCCACGCACUCCAGGAGAGUCUGUGCGGUCUCCCACUCGCGACAGCAAUCAGCCACGGACGUCCAAUGUCAGCCGUACACAGCGUGGGACUGUCACUUCUCAGAUAUCGCGUCGUUCCUCAGUUUCCUCGUUCGCCUCGGAAAUAGAUGAACGCUUCAACAUGCACCAGACAGGACAAGUCUCUGCUCACAAUUUUAGUACCGACCCAAGAAUCAUUCAAGCCAUCACGCAGACCAUGAUCGGUGAAUUCCUGUGGAAAUACACACGAAAGGCCGGGCGGUCUGAAAUGUCCGAGACCCGGCAUCGCCGGUAUUUCUGGGUGCAUCCUUACACCAAAACUCUUUACUGGUCGGACCAGGACCCCCAAACAGCCGGCAGGAGUGAGUUGAGGGCAAAGAGCGUGCUCAUAGAAAGCGUUCAUGUCGUUCCUGACGACAAUCCCAUGCCGCCGGGACUGCAUCGGAAAAGCCUCGAGGUGAUCACCCCCGGGAGACGCGUCAGGUUUACCGCGAGCACCGGCCAGCGACAUGAGACCUGGUUCAAUGCACUCAAUUACUUACUGCUCCGCGGUGAGGAGAACAGUCAAUAUGCAGCCGGUGGGAAUGAAAUUACUCGAGAUGACUUGGAAGAGUUCAACGUGAAUGGCGCCGGUUAUGGAGCUACCUUGAUUCCAAGCAAUAGCCGAAUGAGUCUCUCAAGCUACAACUCCCGUACAACGCGAGGCUCCCACCGUAACUCGGGGACCCAGCGCCAACAGCUCCCGCCCGGCGCGAUGGCAGCCAGCAGUACCACGCGUGUCCCUCAGGACUCCACGGCGAGCCGCACCGCUCCAAACUCCACAGUGCGGCGAAGUCGGGUGGAACAGUCUCAAGAACCUGACAAAGAUCGCACAGUUCGCGCUAGCAGCGUGAGUCGGUUUUCGCGUAUGCUGGGGUCAGUGACUGGACGGACGCCUAGAGUGAGCGAGGCGACGGUCAACACUCCUACACGCCCUAGCGGCACAAGGAGUGAAGGGGGGAGUAUCUACGAUGCCAGCGUUGUUAGCGAUGGGCGGAAGGAUUCUGCUGAGGAGUUGAGGAGGGAGAUGCUGAGGCAGGAGGAGGCGGCGUGGAAUGGAGGACUGGAGAAUGUGAGGGCAUGUUGUGAUGGCAAACACGAUGUCUCGACCCUGAGUCACAGUCACCGCCAUGCCUCGUCAAUCAGCCACGGGCACAGGAAUCUCGGCUUGAGCAUGAGCCUCCGAGGCUCGGUCAGGAGACGAGAUCAGUCCAGCACUCCAGGCCCCACUGCCUCUACCUCUGCGGCGUCCGGAUUGAACGCAACGACCCCCACGAGACAAGCGGCAGCGGCCACAGCGUCAUAGAGGACGUUGAGGCUGUGCUCGAGCGAUGGGGGGAUAAAUUGAGAACGAAUCAACGACGACUUUGGCGCAUCUUCCCUUGAUCACGGUUUUCCUUGUCGCUUGCACCUUUGCUCUCCAACCACCAAAAAAAAAAGUCGAGGGUCCUUAUCAUCUGGAUUGUAUCAGGCGUCGGUUCUACCACCUUUUUCCUAUGUCUGCAAUGUCAGUUUUCUGUGGUGAUUAGCAUGGCAAUGCACGGUGACGACUUUGAUGUGGUGGACAGAGCAAGUACUGAAGUCUGAGUCUGAGUUUGAGGUUGAGGGUUGAGUAGGGGCCUUGUCCUGGAUGAGGCCAGCAGGGCAUCGGAGCAUCGGGGCAUCAGGGCCAAAAGGCACGCAAUCUUGUUCUUAAUGUUUUGUUUGUUUCUUACUUCCUUCGUUGUGCUCUAUUUUGUUCCUGCUGGUAGAUAGUGGUGGUGGUGGUGGUUCCUCGCAACACGGUCGUAGUCAUGCUCAUGCUAAUGCUCACGGGGCGUACACACGGGCACGGAGGUAUUGGUUUGAGAAUAAUGAAUGAAUCGAGAUGAGAAACGAGUUCUGUG